CAGUUUCCAUUUUUUCAAUAUGUGCUGCUUCUUUCUGUGACUACAACUGUACUGAGCACCUACAAUGAAACAUACUGUAUUUGCAUAGGACCUUUGCCUGAAGGCAUGUAUGUAAUUUGUAGUAAUAAAGGUCUAACAGAGCUUCCCAGUAUGCCAUACAAUGUUUAUGAACUAGAACUCAGUCACAACAGCAUUAGCGUACUGAAAACUGGAAUGUUCAACAUAACUGAAUUCACACGAAAACUGACAUUACUGUUACUGGACAACAACAAAAUCACUGAAAUACAAUCAUCUGCCUUUCUGGGAGUUAACAAACUGAAACACCUCGAUUUGUCUCACAAUACAGACUUGAAGUCUCUAAGCAGAGAUGCACUUUUAUGUUUGUCUGGUUUGCAAUACCUGGACCUUCAAAAUACAGGUUUGGUCAGUUUAGCUCAAGGUGUUUUCAAGUCUGUUCCAGUUAUGGAAAUCUUGCUAGUAUCUUUCAACAAUUUUUCAAACAUACCACCAAAUAUAUUUGAAGAUACCAAUGAACUUGUAACUUUAGAUUUUUCCAAUAAUAACAUUAAAACACUAGAGAAAAAUGCAUUUAGUGGCGCAGCGAAUCUUACACACUUGAACUUGAGUUCUAAUCUCAUUACUAACAUUGAACAUUUGACAUUCCAGCCACUGGUAAACCUCAGGAACCUGAAACUGACAUACAACAAAUUAGUAACUAUCAAUACUAACGUGUUACAACCACUACAACAACUUCAUCUUCUAGAACUGGAAGGAAACCAGUGGGAUUGUACUUGUUCAGCAUCGAAUUUCUACAGAUGGAUUCAGUCAUUUCAUGGAAAUGUUACAGGACCCCUUUGUGCUACUCCUCAGUUUUUAAUCGGUAAAGGUGACCUGGGUCACCUGUCGUCUGAAUGUUACAUACACUGCCCCAAGCAUGAACCCAAUGAGAACUGCUGGCUUCCACCAACAACUGCACCCCCCCCCCUAUAAAUCUGAAUGAAGUCAUUCCAAGAUUAACAAAUCUUGUUUACAUCUCCCUAGCAUUCAGUGUAAUAACAAUAACGUUUAUACCAGCAGCAGCAUUGAUAUCUCUAUGGAUAAGAAAGCACCAACAACAAACAGAGGCUCUUUUAGACAUCAGUGAUGAUGAGAUGAGCUAAUUCAGUAGAAAACAAAUAGCAAAUGUGUAUUUCUGUACAGUGAAGAGUAACUUCUGGAAUAAUAGUAGGAUUUUAGCCAUUUCAUAAAUUAUGGAUAUUUUAAAAGCAAACAAUGAUAUGUACUCUACUAAGUCACUUCUACACGUUUAUUUUUGUUUGUA
Molecule: messenger RNA, 1321 nt
Organism: Protopterus annectens (West African lungfish)
Lineage: Eukaryota; Metazoa; Chordata; Ceratodontiformes; Protopteridae
Product: reticulon-4 receptor-like
Exons: 1
Coding region: 106-990 (294 amino acids)
Cellular component (GO): extracellular matrix
Molecular function (GO): protein binding
Source: RefSeq, a predicted model, not a curated record